Sitophilus oryzae (rice weevil) is the source of this 1783-nucleotide messenger RNA. RefSeq names its product leucine-rich repeat-containing protein 70-like. Lineage: Eukaryota; Metazoa; Arthropoda; Insecta; Coleoptera; Curculionidae. Gene Ontology annotation, molecular function: protein binding. Gene Ontology annotation, cellular component: membrane. The transcript is spliced from 2 exons. The record is from RefSeq and is a predicted model, not a curated record. Bases 321 to 1466 code for a protein of 381 amino acids.
UUUUUCACUUCAGCAAUAAAAUCUGAUGUCUCACUUAAACCCUAGAAAUUUAUUUAAUUUAAAAUAAGAUAAUUUUUUUAUAAAAUUUUUAAUUAAUAUAACAAAGCCCCUAACUGGUCGGCAACCAAAAAGACACAACCUUGACACACCUGUUGAUCUCACUGUUUGGAUUUCUACCUGUGUUCAAGCCAACCAACAAGCAGCAAGGUCUGCGCUGAUGUUACUUUACGUGAAAAACAAACAAGAUUUCUCAACUUAAUGGCAUUUUAAGCUUGUUUUAUACCAGUUAAUUAAGUCCUGUCGAUAAUUUGAUUAAUAGAAUGAAGACCAGCAUGGAACAUAUAUUAAUUUUAUGUAUGUUAUUUCUGUUGGUGCAGUCAGACAUUAACAAGUGUAGAAAUAAGUUACUGGAAAAAUGCUUCUGUGGAGAACAAUAUAUAGACCGUACAAGGAUGUUUGUUGUAAAUUGCACAAACGUUGGAUUUACCAAUACAGAUGCUCUAGCAGUGCUUCCUGAAGAGACCCAGAUGUUAAUAUUCACUGGAAACCAUCUGAACAUAUUACCCUCAAAUAUUUUCGGUGAUGAAGUGGAUUUAAGUGACUUAAAAGUAAUUGACAUGAGCAAUAAUGGUAUUCAAGAAAUCAAAGGUAAAUCUUUUCAUCAUGUGACUAAUGUAGAACGAGUUAUUUUAAACCACAAUAAUAUAUCAAUUGCUGAAGAGUAUGAUAGAAACUUCCAUCACCCAAGGGUUUUUUCCAAUUUUUUUAACUUGGAAGAACUGCAUUUAACUAAUGCCUUUGCAGACAAUACUGAUGCCGAGUUAGCUGAUGAUUUACAUGACAUUUUUGUUAGCAGUAAUUUGACCAAACUUUAUAAACUUCAUUUGGAGCAAAAUGAAAUCAAAAACUGGAAAGAUAAAACAGUUUUUUGUGACUUGCCCAACUUACACGACCUAUAUCUAGGUGAUAACAAUAUACCUAGUUUAAAUUUUGAUAUUCUCUGUUUAAAAAAGCUCAGAUAUUUAGAUCUAGAAAGCAAUAAUAUCACAUCUUUCUCUGCAAAAGAUUUAGAAGCAUUUGAUGUCCUGGCUAACAGUCCCGAUAGGCAAGAUCUUUUUGUGUUAGAAGUCAGAAAUAAUCCAUUUAAAUGCGAUGCAGCAAAAGAUUUUUACUCAUGGAUUAAAAGUACAAAUAUCAAUGUGAGACAUAAAGAAUCUUUACAGUGUAAAACAACAAAGUAUGGUCAAAAAUAUAUUGUUAACAUGAAGAGCUUGGCAGAAUCGAGUCAGGCAAAAGUAUCGCAAGCUUUGACAGUGCUGUUGGUUAUUUUAGUGUUCAUUUUAUUAAGUUUGCUGGGUGCUUAUGUCUAUUUAAAGAAAGACAGUGUUCGAACAAAACUAUCUCCAGUAUUUGAUGCCAUAACUCGAAAAGUGCAAUAUACAACAAUCGAAUCUCAAGAUGUCUAGAAUAAUUGGUGUAUUUGUUAUCUUUUAACUUAGACUUUUAAUAGCUAUUUUUCUGACUGACUUUAAAAUACUUAACAUUUAAAUACUAAUUUAUUUGUUGCUUUUAUCUAAAUGUAUUUGUAUUAUGCUAGCUGUUAAUUUUUAUGACUUUUUUAAGAUUAAAAUAUAUGUAUAUAAUUAGGGACUUUAAUAUGAGAGCUGAAAUCCUAUGUAACAUAGGUUUUUAUUAAUACUUGAAGGUUGUAUAAAAUUUUGUGAUAUUAAAUCGAUUUUUGUGACUUCUUGUAAUGUUAAUAUAAGAUACAUUUCAAAAUCCA